AUGAGAAGAUACCCAGACAACUCACACGACUGGUCCAAGCCAAUGCCGUUCUCUGACCGCCAAUGGAAGGCCUUGAUAUCUUUCAUCUCGCGGUCCUGGUUCCGCCGACUCUGGGUAUGUCAAGAAAUCCUACUGGCGGGCAAAGACACGAUUAUCCUGGUAGGAGACACCAGCAUGCCUUGGCUGCACUUCAGGAGCGCUUUCGAGAUAAUUGCCUCAAAAAGAGACGCAUUGGCUGGCACUGUCGACAUCCAUACCACGGUCGAGUUUUCCAAUGCUCGCAGCUUUUCACUCCUUCGACAAUUGAAGGACUUUUUCUCUCUCGUAGCCUACACACACGCCUGUGAGGUAACGGAGCCGAGGGAUAGAGUCUUCGCCCUAUUGGGUCUCGCAGAGGGUGGCUUCACUAGCGAAAUUGUGGUUGAUUAUAGAAAGGACGUCAAGGACGUCCGUCGCGAUGCUUUGGUUCGAGCGUCGACGUACCAUCAGGAUCUCAAGUUGAUGUCGCUGUGCGACUCGGCGUCUGAACCGACAUGGAUCCCCGACUUGGAGCGGAUACAGCUCCAGCGGCCCAUAACUUACGGUUGA
Molecule: messenger RNA, 588 nt
Organism: Fusarium verticillioides 7600
Lineage: Eukaryota; Fungi; Ascomycota; Sordariomycetes; Hypocreales; Nectriaceae
Exons: 1
Coding region: 1-588 (195 amino acids)
Source: RefSeq, a predicted model, not a curated record